Drosophila biarmipes is the source of this 2470-nucleotide messenger RNA. It is a transcript of the gene Mer, whose product is annotated as moesin/ezrin/radixin homolog 2. Gene Ontology annotation, biological process: positive regulation of protein localization to early endosome; regulation of gliogenesis; regulation of organelle assembly. Bases 372 to 2282 code for a protein of 636 amino acids. Gene Ontology annotation, cellular component: plasma membrane; adherens junction; filopodium. Gene Ontology annotation, molecular function: cell adhesion molecule binding; actin binding. The transcript is spliced from 6 exons. Lineage: Eukaryota; Metazoa; Arthropoda; Insecta; Diptera; Drosophilidae. The record is from RefSeq and is a predicted model, not a curated record.
GGCGCACAUUUGAGCAAAGUUAUUUUCCCAGCCCAACGGCUGGUCACGCUAGCCGCGUUCAUGCCGCCAACUUCGCGAUCUUUGCCAACAAUUACGAACUUUGCGAACUCGGAGCAAGCAAUUGACCCAGAAUCGCCUUUUCCCGGAUCACUGAAUUGGCUGCAAAAUGAGGCAGCCCCCGACUGGCGCGGACCGCAGGAACAACCACCAGGUGGCAGGCCACUAGCUGGCACAGGACGAGCGGUUCCAUCUGGAUCAGCAGGCGCAACAAGUCCCUGCACGCAACAAGUUACCACAGACUACCGAGGACAGUCGACAAACCGCCUCCAAGGGCACCCACGUCCAAGACAAAAACACAUCACAUAACCACAAUGAGCCUCUUUGGCUCCAAAAAGAACCGCUCCCUCUCCGUGCGGGUGAGCACCUUCGACUCGGAGCUGGAGUUUAAACUGGAGCCGCGCGCCUCCGGCCAGGAUCUGUUCGACCUGGUGUGCCGCACCAUCGGACUGCGCGAGUCCUGGUACUUCGGGCUGCAGUACGUUGACACGCGCAGCAAUGUCUCCUGGCUGAAGAUGGAAAAGCGGGUGAGGGACCAGCGCGUCGAGCUGCAAGCCAGCAACAAUGUGUACGUGUUCAGCUUCUAUGCCAAAUUCUUUCCCGAGAACGUCAGCGAGGAGCUGAUCCAGGAGAUCACGCAGCACCUGUUCUUCCUGCAGGUCAAGCAGAGCAUCCUCUCCAUGGACAUCUACUGUCGGCCCGAGGCGUCUGUCCUCCUAGCCUCCUAUGCGGUGCACGUUCAGUAUGGGCCCUACGACUACGAGACCUACAAGGACGGCAUGCUGGCCGGCGGCGAGCUCCUGCCCAAGGGGGUGACCGACCAGUACCAGAUGACGCCCGAGAUGUGGGAGGAGCGCAUCAAGACCUGGUACAUGGACCACGAGCCCAUGACGCGCGACGAGGUAGAGAUGGAGUACCUGAAGAUCGCACAGGACCUGGACAUGUACGGAGUGAACUACUUUCCUAUUACAAAUAAGAACAAAACCAAAUUGUGGCUGGGCGUCACCUCCGUGGGCCUGAAUAUCUACGACGAGCGCGACAAGCUAACGCCAAAGACCACGUUCCAGUGGAACGAGAUACGGCACGUGAGCUUCGACGACAAGAAGUUCACCAUUCGCCUGGUGGACGCCAAGGUCUCAAAUUUCAUCUUCUACUCGCAGGACCUGCACAUCAACAAGAUGAUUCUCGACCUGUGCAAGGGCAACCACGAUCUGUACAUGCGGCGCCGCAAGCCAGACACAAUGGAGAUCCAGCAGAUGAAGGCUCAGGCCAAGGAAGAGAAGCAGCGCCGCCAGAUCGAACGCAAGAAGUUUAUCAGGGAGAAGAAGCUGCGCGAGAAGGCGGAGCACGAGCGCUACGAGCUGGAGAAGAGCAUGGAGCACCUGCAGAACGAGAUGCGCAUGGCCAGCGACGCUUUGCGCCGCUCCGAGGAGACCAAGGAGCUGUAUUUCGAGAAGAGUCGCGUCAACGAGGAGCAGAUGCAGCUCACCGAGUGCAAGGCGAACCACUUCAAGACGGAAAUGGACCGUCUGCGUGAGCGGCAGAUGAAGAUCGAGCGGGAGAAGCACGAGCUGGAGAAGAAGAUCCGCGACGCCGACUUCUAUGUCCACCAGCUGACAGUGGAGAACGACAAGCGGGAGGCGGAGACCGAGAAGCUGCGCAAGGAGCUGAUCUGCGCCAAGAUGGCGGAGCGCGAGGCCACCGCCCGGCUGCUCAACUUCCUCAACAGCGGUCGUAAAUCCUCCACGGACAGCCUGCUGACCGCCUCCAGUGUCUCGCAUGCGGCCAACACGGCGUCCAGCAUGGCGGCCAUCAGCACGCCCUCGCUGACCACCAGCAGCUCGACCAACGACAUAGAGACGGCCGGCGGCGCCGAGCUGACCACCCACUCGUCGCACUAUCUUGCCCAGGGGGACAACUCCAGCGGCAUCUCCGACGACUUUGAGCCCAAGGAGUUCAUCCUCACCGACAACGAGAUGGAGCAGAUCACCAACGAGAUGGAGCGCAACCACCUCGAGUACCUGCGCAACUCCAAGAAGCAGGUGCAGAACCAGCUGCAGACCCUGCGCUCCGAGAUCGCGCCGCACAAGAUCGAGGAGAACCAGAGCAACUUAGACAUACUCAGCGAGGCGCAGAUCAAGGCCGGCGAGAACAAGUACUCCACGCUCAAGAAGCUCAAGUCCGGGUCCACCAAGGCGCGCGUGGCCUUCUUCGAGGAGCUCUGACCCGCUCCCGAACCCGACUAGCUAUAUCUGUGUGUGUGCCUGUGCGCGUGUGUGAUGAGAGCCCUAACCCUAGUUGUACCUUACCUGUACUGCACUAAAUGUUCUUCGACUGUUUACUCAAGCCGCUGCUGUAAUAAACUAACUUCAGGCCUGGACCCACAUGCAUGCUGUGUUCACGCCGAAACAUA